AUGUCGACGCUCCUCCGCCGGUCAGGUCAGCUAGCGCGGAUAGCCAGGCCAAGUCUGACUGCCGCAUCGCGAGCUCCCCUCACCCUGCGACGACGAGUACCAAUUCCACAGUGCAUAUACGCCCAGCAGCGCGCGCGGAGAUUUGCGACAGGCCCCCCCCAGGAACCCAAGAACAACAAGGACAAAGACAAUGACAAUGGCAAUGACGAGACCGCGAAAACGGACGGCCAGACAGAGAAGCCCGAGACCGCAAAGAGCGGCAAAGACGCACAGCAGCACAUGUCGAAGCUCACACCCGAAGAGGAGAAGUUGCUUGACCAGCUGGUCUCAUUCGUGUCCAUGGGCGUGCCCAAGACCCAGAAGCAGGCAAUAAAAGACGCAAUGGACGAGAUCAAGAAGACGGGCAUCCCGCCGGAACUGCGCCAGGAGAUGGACAAGCUGGCGCGCGGGGAGAAGCUUGACCUAGCCACAGCGGCCAAGAUCUCACGGUUGACCACCAACAUGGCACGGAAAGCUGCUGAGCAGCAGCGCUUCAAGGAUGAUGGCAGCGAGGAGCCACAGCAAAAAGCUGGCGCCCACGAUCCGGGACCACAAGGGAAGGAGAAGGGAUCCAAGGGCGGCCCCGCUGGCUCUGGCGGCGUCAUGGGCAACACCAUGGACACCAAUACCAUUCUGAUCACCGCCUUCCUUACCUACCUCACGUACAAGAUGAUCUUCCCCGGCGAGAACACCAAGGAGAUUACAUGGCAAGAGUUCAGGACGACAUUCCUGGACAAGGGCUUAGUCGAGAAGAUUGUCAUUCUCAACGGCAACAAGGCCAAGGUUCACCUGCACCGCGAGGCCGUAGCGUCCAUGUAUCCUGAUUCCCCGUCCGUCAACCAGAACUUCUACUACUACUUCACCAUCGGUUCCGUCGAGGCCUUCGAGAGGAAGAUGGAUGACGCACAAUACGAGCUCGGCAUUCCCAGCUCCGAGCGCAUACCCGUUGCAUACUCCAACGAAAUCUCUUGGUUCGGCACGUUCCUCUCUUUCGGUCCUACGAUUCUGCUUCUCGGCUCCCUCUUCUACUUCACACGACGUGCCGGAGGCGGUGGAGGUGGAGGUGGUAGCGGCAUCUUUGGCAUGGGCAAGAGUCGGGCGAAGAAGUUCAACCACGAGACCGAUAUCAAGGUCAAGUUCGCCGAUGUUGCCGGCAUGGACGAGGCUAAGCAAGAAAUCAUGGAGUUUGUCGCUUUCCUCAAGGACCCUGGACGUUUCCAGAAGCUUGGUGCCAAGAUCCCUCGUGGCGCCAUCCUGUCUGGCCCUCCAGGUACCGGUAAGACACUACUGGCAAAGGCCACAGCUGGCGAGUCUGGUGUGCCCUUCUUCAGUGUGAGUGGCUCUGAGUUCGUUGAGAUGUUCGUCGGUGUUGGUGCAUCGCGUGUGCGCGAUCUCUUUGCCAACGCGCGUAAGAGCACACCGUGCAUCAUCUUCAUCGACGAGAUUGACGCUAUUGGACGUGCCCGAUCAAAGUCAAAUUUCGGCGGCGGCAACGAUGAACGUGAAGCCACACUCAACCAGAUUCUAACAGAGAUGGAUGGCUUCAACACCACGGAACAAGUUGUUGUCCUCGCAGGCACCAACCGAGCCGAUGUACUGGACAAGGCUCUUAUGCGACCCGGCCGCUUCGACAGACACAUUGGCAUUGACCGACCAACGAUGGACGGCCGGGCCCAGAUCUUCGGUGUGCAUAUCAAGAAAAUCAUCACCAAUGAAGACAUCGAGUUCCUCAAGGGCAGACUUGCCGCUUUGACUCCGGGUUUCUCUGGUGCCGACAUUGCCAACUGCGUCAACGAAGCAGCUCUGAUAGAAACAGUCACCAUGGUGCACUUCGAGCAAGCCAUUGAACGUGUUAUUGGCGGCUUGGAAAAGAAAUCAUUGGUCCUCAAGCCCGAGGAGAAGAAGACCGUUGCAUACCACGAGGCUGGCCACGCCAUUUGCGGGUGGUAUUUCAAGUGGGCCGACCCUCUUCUCAAGGUUUCCAUCAUACCUCGAGGCCAAGGUGCCCUAGGUUAUGCACAAUACCUGCCCAAUGGUGACACAUAUCUCAUGAACGAACUGCAUUUUGACACUGUGACCUCUGGCGCGUCCGACGACUUCCGAAAAGUCACGCAAAUGGCCACCGCCAUGGUCAGCAAAUGGGGUAUGAGCAAGAAGAUCGGAUACAUCUACUUUGAAGACUCGGACCAGGGCCAGCAACUGACGAAGCCUUUCUCCGAAGACACGGCGAAGAACAUUGACAUGGAGGUCAAGCGCAUCGUCGAUGAGGCGUAUACGCAGUGCAAAGACUUACUCACGGAGAAGAAGCACGAGGUCGGCCUUGUUGCUGAGGAGCUGUUGAAGAAGGAGAUGCUGGGCCGCGAGGACAUGAUCAGAUUAUUAGGACCAAGACCAUUCGAGGACCCGGCAGACUUUCACAAGUACUUCUCUGGCGAGUACGGCAAGGCUCCGGGCUUGAUUGAGCCCAAAGGUGAUGAUGGUGUCAAGGGGCCUCUUGUGCCGCCAGCGCCCGCCUCGUUCAAGGACAUCGAUUCACGGCAAUAAACGUGUCGAUCCCUGCUUCUUUUUGUACUUGUUCUCUGGGCAUGGCGAGCGGGUAUCGGUUUGGUUCUCAUCCCACUCUCCAUCUUAGCAUGCCAUGGUGUUUUCAUGUUAGAUUGACGACCACAUGUGCAUAGUGGUGGUUCUGUAAAAUAGUAAAGCGAAUGAUUCGCAUAGAUGUACGAAGAAUUACAUCGC
Messenger RNA from Parastagonospora nodorum SN15, 2778 nucleotides. RefSeq lists its product as hypothetical. Gene Ontology annotation, molecular function: zinc ion binding; ATP-dependent peptidase activity; ATP binding. The transcript is spliced from 3 exons. Bases 1 to 2583 code for a protein of 860 amino acids. The record is from RefSeq and is a predicted model, not a curated record. Gene Ontology annotation, cellular component: membrane; m-AAA complex. NCBI's taxonomy places the organism in Eukaryota, Fungi, Ascomycota, Dothideomycetes, Pleosporales, Phaeosphaeriaceae. Gene Ontology annotation, biological process: mitochondrial protein processing; protein-containing complex assembly.